Messenger RNA from Malassezia pachydermatis, 1170 nucleotides. Its product is annotated as pci-domain-containing protein. NCBI's taxonomy places the organism in Eukaryota, Fungi, Basidiomycota, Malasseziomycetes, Malasseziales, Malasseziaceae. Gene Ontology annotation, molecular function: protein binding. The transcript is spliced from 2 exons. The record is from RefSeq and is a predicted model, not a curated record. Gene Ontology annotation, biological process: proteasome-mediated ubiquitin-dependent protein catabolic process. The coding region runs from base 1 to 1170 and encodes 389 amino acids. Gene Ontology annotation, cellular component: proteasome regulatory particle.
AUGGAGGAAGAGUUGGUGGCACCGAUCCCCAACCCUUAUGUGCAGCAGCAUCUGUUUUUGAUCACGCGUCCCUACACAGACAAUGAGACGCGUGCAAAAAAGGUGGAAGCGCUUUUGACUCAAAUUGAGAAAGAUGCCAUGGCGCCAUACUAUGAGUUUAUUCUUGCUGAUCCAUCGAUCGCAGAAGUAGUGCCACGAAAGAAGGAACUACUCGAUGACUUGCAUGCGAAAAACAAAGCAGAGCUUGAGCGCCUAGAAGCGGCGCAAAAGCAAGCGGAAGACAGUGAAGGGGAUGUCGAGCUGAGUACUGUGCUGCGACGGCGUGCCAUGUACCUGGCUCAGAUCGGCGACAAAGAGAAAGCUCUCCCUGCCAUUGAUGUUGCUUUAGAGAAAGCACCUGGUGCAGGCUCGAAGAUUGAUUUGACGUUGCUCAAGAUCCGUUUGGGGUUGUUCUAUGGCGACACGGAUAUCACGCAGACCAACAUUGACAAAGCCAGUGCGCUCAUUGAGAAGGGUGGCGACUGGGAUCGUCGUAAUCGUCUGACAGCGUACCGUGGUGUAUACUAUGCCUCGAUCCGCCAGUUUUCUGAAGCCUCGAAGCUGUUUUUGGAGGCACAGAGUACCUUUACCGCCACAGAACUGCUGGACUUUACCGAGUUCAUCAAGCUGACCAUUUUGACAAGUGUUCCUACGCUGUCUCGCCGUGAGUUGAAGAAGCUGAUGGAGUCGCCCGAGGUACUACAGACAAUUGACGAACUUCCCCACCUGCGCGAGUUUACUUCGUCUCUGUACAAUAGCGAAUACGCCACCUUUUUCCGCGCGCUUGCCGCUGUGGAGCAAGCGUACCUGCUUCCCUCGCGCGUUCUUGCGUGCCAUACCCAGUACUAUGUCCGUGAAAUGCGUAUCAAGGCUUUUGCACAGCUCUUGGAGAGCUACCGAAGCGUGGCAUUGGAUCGUAUGGCUGCCGCAUUUGGCGUCUCGUCCGAGUAUAUGGACAAGGAGCUUUCGCGCUUCAUUUCUGCAGGGCGUCUGCCAGCUGUCAUUGACAAGGUGGAUGGUGUGAUUGAGAACCGGCGUCCCGAUCAGAAGAAUGCGCAGUACAGUCGCAUUAUUAAGGAGGGUGAUGUCCUCUUAAACGCCCUGCAAAAGCUCUCGCGUACAGCCUUGUAG